AGCAACAUCGGAACCGAAAGCAUCCCAACUCCCAAGCUCCGCACCACCGCACCUCGGCGAGACGGCGACCAUCUCCCUCAUGCCGUCGUCGUCGCCGGCGAUGGCAACCCAGCCACCGCCGCGGCCACCGGCUCAGGAGCUCGACCUAGACGCCUUCCUCCCGUCGUCUCCCGCCUCCUCCUCAGCCUCCGACGCCGACGCCGAUCACCGCCGCGCCGUCGACGACCUGCUGCUCCUCCUCUCCUCCUCCGACUCCGAAGGCGACGACGAGCCAACCCGUACGCCCGCCACCAACCUCAAACCCCUAACCCGUAUCAAAGCCCCACCGCCGCCCCCUAAACCUUCUCCCCCAUCUCCUCUGCCAUCGCCUUCCGCUUCCCCCGGGAGAUCCACAUCCGCGUCGCCGUCGGCGACGCUCUCCUCCCUCGUCUCGAGAACCUUUUCGAGCAACGCUGCUUCCUCAUCCACCUCCUCGUCGAGGCCGCUCCCCUCGCUCUUCCGGGGUGUCCGCCCCAGCCCCAAGCCCGGCGCCGCCCUGGCCGCGGCGGCAGCCGCCUCCCGCGCCGUUCUCACCCCGCACGCGGCUGCAAUUAAGUCGCGGCGCACGGCCUCCGCGCCCAUCGAGAAGCUCCUCGACGAGGGCUCCGGCUCCGAAGCCUCGGAGGGGAUCCUUUCCACUGGAAAUUUCGAAGCAGAGAAAGUAGCUGAGAAGGUCAGUGAGGAAGUGGUUGCUAGGGUGACCGAGGAAGCUGUCGGUGGGAGUGGGGGUGAAGAAUUGGAAGAGGACAAGCAUGGGGAAGUGGGGACUGAAGAGAAUUCCGAGCCCUCCGAAUUGGUGAACCUAGGCAAUGUCGAUUCUGCUGCUGUGGAUGAGCAGGAGCAACUUGGGGGCGAGAAUUUAGCAGAAACAUAUCAAGUUGGGAGUCAAAUUGGGCUUGUUGAUGAAGAAAAUAGUGAUGAGCAACUUAGUGACGGAAAUUUGGCAGAAUCUGGUGAGAUUGUGGAUCAAGAUGGGUCAGUUUCCGAGGAAAAGACUGAUGAUGGUCUGGAAGUUGAACGUUCUGACACUGAUUUGGAAGAGCAACUGGAAUCUGAGCACAUCAUUGAUAAGGUGAUCGAAGAGAGGUUGGAGAUCAGCAGGUUGGCUGAAAAAAAUGCAGAGAAAAGGCCGAAGGUACCGAUGAAACCAUUGGAGCGGGCUGAGGAGCUUGAGAAGAGACAGGCCUCAUUUGGGCAGCACUGGGAGGAGGGAGCAGCAGCGCAACCCAUGCACCUGGAGGGGAUUGGGAAGGGGCAACCAGCUAUUGGUUACAUGCAGAUUGAUGUGGACAACCCAAUAACCCGUGCCAUGGCAUCUCCCUCUUUUAGACAGGACCAUGGCUCUCCUCAGGUCUUAGCAGUACAUAGGAGCUAUAUUGCCAUGGGCAUGUCCACUGGAUCUGUUAUCAUCGUCCCAAGCAAAUACUCCAUCCAUCAAGCUGAUGAUACAGAUGCAAAGAUGCUGUUCUUUUGGAACCAAGGUGAGAAAACCCAAUCACCAGUGACUGCCAUGUGCUUUAACCUGCAAGGGGAUCUUCUGCUAGUAGGAUAUGGUGAUGGUCAUAUGACAAUUUGGGAUGUACAGAAAGCUACUGCAGCAAAGGUCAUAUAUGGUGAGCAUACAGGAGCUGUAGUGCAUGUUUGUUUUAUCCGCCAAUCUAAAGUCAUCACUGGUGAUUCAAAAGGGCUUGUUCUUCUGCACACAUUCUCUAUUAUCCCCGUCAUUAAUCGCUUGACUGUUAAGGGAACUCAGCGCCUUUUUGAUGGAAACACUGGAAUCGUGCUCUCAGCCUGUCCUCUUCUAGCGGAUGAAUCCUUUGGUUCUGGCAACUCAUCUACGCAGGGCAACCUACCAACUUCCUCCAGUGGUGGUCUUGGGAGCAUGAUGGGAGGUGUAGUUGGAGUAGAUUCUGGAUGGAAGUUUUUCAAUGAAGGUUCUUCUCCAUUGGAGGAUGGUGUUACAGUCAUGUUCAUUAUGCAUCAACAUGCUCUUGUGGUUAGACUCCGUACCAACAUUGACCAUGUUGACCAUAUUGAGAACUUUUCUAGACCAGAAGGAGCACGCGAAGGGUCAAUUGCUUAUGCUGCAUGGAAAUACACAUCGUCCUCCACUGAUUCAUCGCCAAUUGAUGAAGAGCGAGUAUCUUGGCUUGCGCUUGCAUGGGACCGUCAAGUACAAGUUGCAAAACUUGUUAAAUCGAAGAUGAUCAGACAUAAGGACUGGAAGCUUGAUAGUGCCGCUGUUGGCAUUGCCUGGUUAAAUGAUCAGAUGUUAGCUGUCCUUAACUUGAAAGGGCAGCUCUGUUUGUUCUCAAAAGAUGGCAGUGAGCUUCGCAGGACUAUCUUUAUUCUUGAUGGUUUUGUCUUCGAUGACAGCAUACUGUACCAUACACAUUUUUCUAACAGGUUUGGCAACCCUGAGAGGCAUUUUAACAACUCAGUAGCAGUGAGAGGUGCUACAGUAUAUAUUCUUGGCCCAAGCUUUCUUACAGUUUCGCGACUUCUUCCAUGGAAAGAGCGGAUUGAAGCACUAAAGAUGGCUGGUGAUUGGAUGGGUGCACUGGACAUGGCAAUGAAGCUUUAUGACGGUCACACACAGGGUGUUGUUGAUCUUCCGAGAACAGUUGAUUCCAUAAGGGGAGCCAUAAUGCCUUAUUUAGUAGAGUUGCUGCUGUCAUAUAUAGGUUAUGUCUUUGAAUAUAUUUCAAUUGCAUUGUCAAAUCAUACUGGAAAGGGGGGAGCAAUAGAUGGCUUGAUAGAUGCCGAUAGAUCCCUGCUGACACAGAGAGAAGAACAAUAUGCUCGUGUAGGAGGGGUCGCAGUCGAGUUCUGUGUUCACAUUGGGCGGAAUGACAUCCUGUUUGAUACAGUCUUCUCUAAGUUUGUUGCUGCCCAAAGUGGAGGUAUAUUUCUGGAGGUACUAGAGCCAUAUAUAUUGAAAGAUAUGCUGGGUUCUUUACCCCCUGAGAUCAUGCAAGCUCUAGUAGAGCAUUAUAGUGGCAAAGGAUGGUUGCAGCGAGUCGAGCAAUGCAUUCUUCAUAUGGAUAUUUCAUCACUGGAUUUUAAUCAGGUAGUCAGACUGUGUCGUGAGCAUGGGUUAUAUGGUGCUCUAAUUUAUUUAUUUAACCAAGGGUUGAAUGAUUUCCGUACACCUCUAGAGGAACUUCUAUCUGUCAUCCAGAAUGCUACUCGAAAAGAUGCUACUUCUACUUGCUACAGAAUGCUUGUUUAUCUGAAGUAUUGCUUCCAGGGCCUAGCAUUUCCUCCAGGGCAUGGAACAAUUCCCCGAGCCCAGCUUCAUGCAGUGAGAAAAGAACUUCUGCAAUUCAUGCUCGAGGACUCUAAAAUGCUCACUUCUGAAGUAUUCAAGGGUUUUAGUUCUUCUUCUGGAAAAUGCCCAAACAUAUGCUAUCUAUUAUGGAUGGAUACGGAAGCUACUUUGGAAGUUGUCAAGUGUGCUUUUGCACAAGAGAAUUUUGAACCUACUUCUAGUACUCUUGAUGCAUCUGUAUCUAAGGAUGAAGAAGAUACUGAUAUUGAAAGCCCAGAUAGUCAAAAUAUUUUGUUACAAAGUGUAGUUGACACCAUCAUUCAUAUUGUUGGUUUAGAAAAUGAGGCAAUCCAUUCCGUUGUUGUGGGUACUGCUGAGUCAGAAGAAUCGGAACUUUGGCCUUCAGUGAGUGACUUCGGUCAUAUCAUUGAAUUCGUGUCCUUUUUUGUUUCCUAUAAAAGGGCAAAUGCAUCUCAAAGAGUUCUCAAGCACAUUCUUAAAUACCUCACGUCAUCCACUACAUCAUAUGAUGAUAAAAAGAUGCCACCUCAGAAAGAAGUUCUUCAGCUCUUCAACGUGGUUCCUCAAACUGACUGGAAUUCUGAUUAUGUGUUGAAUCUUUGUUUAGAUGCCCAUUUUCAUCAGGCCUGUGGCAUGAUAUAUACAGCCAGAAAUCAAAAUUUGGCUGCUUUAGAUAGUUACAUGAAGGAUACAAUGGAACCAUACCACGCAUUUAUCUUCAUCAACAAAAAGUUACUUCAAUUGGCAAGUGAUGAAGCUUUGUCGUUUCGUUCCACAGUAAUAUCUCGUUUUGCUGAGCUAGUCAAUCUAAGCAGGGAGUGUGCAUUUGUCUUGGUCAUUGAUCAUUUUCACGAUGAGAUCCAGCAAAUAUUGGCAGAGCUUCAUUCUGAUCACCGCAGCCUCUUUCUUUUCUUGAAAACUGCAAUCGAAGUACACUUGUCAGGAAAACUUGACUUCAGUGAACUUACUGCCAGAAACUAUGAAAUUGUUGAAAGUCUGUACUCUGGCGAUCUCGAAGAUUAUCUUCAGAGAUUAUCAAAUCUCCCAAAGUUGUUUGACCGCAAUCCUAUUUCUAUGACUGAUAAGUUAGUUGAACUCUAUCUGGAGGUUGAAGUUUUUUUAGUGGCAGCACAUGCUUUGCGAGAUCAUCAUCCUUUUUUUGUUAAUCAAAUACGCCUUCUUGCACAGCUUCUGUGUCAGUAUGAACCAAGGUCAGUUCUGAAGUUUCUGGAGACUUUCGAUAGCUACAGAUUGGAGAGGUGUUUGCUCCUUUGUCUAGAUUAUGGAGUUACAGAUGCUGCUGCAUUUCUGCAAGAGAGGGUUGGUGAUGUUGCGAGCGCGUUGGAACUUGUUCUAGCUGGACUAGAUGAGAAAGUUAACCAGUUUAUCGCUUCGGUGGAAAAUGCGUUCUCUCGGACAUCGUCAAAGAGUAUCUCUGAAAUUGAGCAACCAGACAUUGUUCUAAACAUGAGCGAGGCUCGUCCUGUGCUUGAUGUGUUACGUUCCUCCAUUGGAUUGUGCCAAAGGAAUUCACAGCGUUUAGAUCCAGAGGAGUCUCAGUUACUUUGGUUUCAACUGGUUGACAAUUUCUCAGAUCCACUGAAAAAGUUGUAUGGAAGCAAGGUUGUAAAUGGAAAAGGUUGUUGGUCCGUGGGUGGUGAAACAACAAAUGGACAUCCAACAGGCAAAGGAUUCUCACAAAAAAUGGUGAAUUCAGCUUAUCAAAGGUGUUUGAAUACUUUGCGGAGAGUUUUCUCACAAUUUGUUGGAGAGAUAAUUGAGGCAAUGGCUGGGUAUAUACCCCUGCCAGCAAUUAUGGCAAAGCUAUUAUCUGACAAUGGAAGUCAAGAGUUUGGUGAUUUUAAACUUGUCAUACAUAGAAUGCUGUCUAUGUAUCUCUACGAAAAAAGAAUACUGGAAACAGCUAAGUCAGUUAUCGAGGAUGAUUCGUUCUAUACCUUGAGCUUAUUAAAGAGAGGGGUUUGUCAUGGAUUUGCUCCACAGACUUUUGUUUGUUGUGUAUGCAACUGCUCACUUUCUAAAGAAGGUGCUAUUUCAGCAGUUCGAGUAUUCAGUUGUGGACAUGCAACACAUCUUCACUGUGAGUCUGAACAAAGCAAAUCAUCCAAUAAGGAUUUUAAAGAUGGAUGUCCAGUUUGUCUCUCAAUGAGUGACACACAAGCCCGGAACAAAUCGCCUAUAUUAGCUGAGAAUGGGCUACCCAAGUAUCCCGUGGUUGAACAUGAAGUACCAUAUGGCGUCCAUCAUAAUCACGAGACAGAUCAUGUUGAGAGAUCUCGUGGGCUUCACCAGAUGUCACGGUUUGAAAUACUGAACAAUCUCCAGAAAGGUCAGAAGUCUUUUCAUAUUGAGACUGUACCCCCAUUGAAACUUUCUCCGCCAGCCAUAUAUCAUGAAAAGAUACAAAAGAGAGUAAGUUUGGUGGGAGAAUCCAGCAGACAUUCAGUUAGAAGUGGAAAACCACAGAAAAUAUGGCACAUGAAGGAGCCAAAAUCAAAGAAAUCAGGGAAUUGGCUUCCACCAAAGUCAAGCAUAUUCAGUUCUGACAAGAAUCAAGUGCAGUAGACUACUGAUUGUACGAUUCAGGCUUAAUUUUUUUCUUGGAGAAAAUGAUUUAGACUCAAUUGACACUGGUGCCGUUUGAGGCACCAUAUCAAUCAUCUGCUCAACAACAACAAAAAACCCUGGUCCCACAAGCACAUCACAAUGAUGCCAAGUUGUGCCUUUGCAUUAUGCACAGCCAGACAAUUUGCCACUACGCCUGUUGAAGCUUCAACCAAUCUGAUGUGCUCGAGCUGCAUAGGAAUCUCCUGAGUGAUGUGUCCUUGGACCAGCAUGGUUCUUUUCUCCUGAGACAAUAUUCGAAGAUUAUUUCUCAGUUAAGUUGCUUGGAGCAAAGGAGAAGAAUCAUAUAGGAAGGUGAGUGAUAGGUGCGAGCGAACCCAUGACCAUGAGUCUGUAUAAACUAGAAGACUAACUGACAAGGAAAGGAAUGUUGAGGCAGGACAGGAGGAGCACACACUUGAUGAUCAUGACACAUACACCAUUUGACUGUAAAUGACUUGUUCAUUGAUUGUAAAAACCAUGAAGAGCGCAGAGAAUGUAUAGCUGCAGGAGACACGACAACCAACUGGUAGUCUGAUACAAACAUAAACAAAUAUAACUGAUCCAAAUGUUGUACAGAGUGACCUGUUCCUUUCCCCCCAUA
This is a messenger RNA of Triticum aestivum (bread wheat), 6560 nucleotides long. RefSeq names its product vacuolar protein sorting-associated protein 8 homolog. The transcript is spliced from 22 exons. The record is from RefSeq and is a predicted model, not a curated record. Bases 80 to 5917 code for a protein of 1945 amino acids. Gene Ontology annotation, molecular function: protein binding. Gene Ontology annotation, cellular component: HOPS complex; late endosome. NCBI's taxonomy places the organism in Eukaryota, Viridiplantae, Streptophyta, Magnoliopsida, Poales, Poaceae. Gene Ontology annotation, biological process: endosomal vesicle fusion; protein targeting to vacuole.